Exserohilum turcica Et28A is the source of this 2080-nucleotide messenger RNA. RefSeq lists its product as uncharacterized. Gene Ontology annotation, biological process: cellular response to iron ion starvation; reductive iron assimilation. NCBI's taxonomy places the organism in Eukaryota, Fungi, Ascomycota, Dothideomycetes, Pleosporales, Pleosporaceae. The record is from RefSeq and is a predicted model, not a curated record. Gene Ontology annotation, molecular function: copper ion binding; ferroxidase activity. The transcript has 5 exons. Gene Ontology annotation, cellular component: high-affinity iron permease complex. The coding region runs from base 275 to 2080 and encodes 601 amino acids.
UUUGUGCUCAGCACCAUCAGCAUAUGAUCUGAUAGCUCGGCGCCGAGGUAUCGUGGCUUGAGGCUGCCACUAGAACCUGACGGGAAGGUGUUAUCUGAUCGUGGUGUCGUCGCGCCUGAUUUCAUUUAUCUGAUUGCUAUUGCAAUUCCACGCCGGAACUAGCCUUGACCAUCGCACACGCCGGGCCAGAGUCGGCUGCAUGUACUUGCUUGCUGGACCGCUCCGCACAGCUUCUGGCUGACGAGACUCUCCCAUACCCAACGCCUCGGCCAAGAUGGCGUUGUCUUUGUCAAACUUUCUCUAUUCAUUACUCCUACUAGCCACCGCCGCCCAAUGUGCGACCGUCACAUACGACUUUGAUGUAGGCUGGGUGUAUGCGAAUCCAGACGGCCAGUACACGCGCCCAACCAUAGGAAUCAAUGGAAAAUGGCCCAUUCCACCAAUCGUCGCGACCAAGGGCGACCAGGUCAUUGUCAACCUCAAGAACUCGCUAGGAAACCAGUCUACAAGCUUGCAUUUUCAUGGGCUGUACAUGAAUGGCACGAACCAGAUGGAUGGCGUCGUUGGCGUUACCCAGUGCGGGAUCCCACCAGGCAGCUCAUUCACAUACAACUUCACGGUCAACCAACCGGGGACGUACUGGUACCAUAGCCACGAGCGCGCCCAGUAUCCAGAUGGCCUCCGCGGCGCGCUCAUUGUACGUGACCCAGAGAGUCCCUUCAAGGACAUGUACGAGGAGGAAGUCGUAGUGACGGUGUCAGACUGGUACCACGACUCCAUGACAAACCUCCUAGCAGAAUUCAUCAACAUUGCCAAUCCCUCGGGCGCAGAACCCGUUCCUCAAGCAGCGCUGUUCAAUGACACGCAAAACCUGACUGUCAGUGUGCAACCAGGAAAAACUUACCUCUUCCGCAUGAUCAACAUGGGCGCGUUUGCGGGACAAUACGUCUGGUUCCAAGACCACAACAUGAAGAUUGUCGAAGUCGACGGCGUAUACACUGAACCCGCGGACGCGAGUAUGAUUUACCUUACCGCAGCGCAGCGCUACAGUGUGCUCGUCACCACCAAGAACGACACCAAGUCCAACUUUGCAUUUGUAGGCAGCAUGGACGAGGUCAUGUUCGACAGUGUCCCAGAUGGGCUGAAUCCCAAUGUCACGGGCUGGCUCGUGUACGACAGCAAGCAGGCGUUGCCGGCGCCCAAGGAUGUUGAUUCGUUUGAGCCAUUUGACGACUUCAAGUUGGUGCCGUGGGACAAGGAAGAGGCUUUUGAUCGGGUCGAUCAGUCCAUCACGCUGGACGUCAAGAUGGAAAACUUGAUUGACGGGGCGAACUACGCCUUCUUCAACGACGUCACAUACGUCGCCCCCAAAGUGCCUACCUUGUACACUGCACUUUCGACUGGCCCCAAUGCCACAGACCCGAUUAUCUACGGUACCAACACCAACGCUUUUGUCCUGGGCCACAACCAAGUGGUAGAGAUUAUCCUCAACAACCAGGAUCCGGGCAAACACCCCUUCCACCUCCACGGCCACACAUUCCAGGUGCUCGCGCGCAGCGACAAAGACGCUGGUGAUUAUGACCCUGCCACAAGCCCCAGCACCGAUGCCGCUCGCCCGGCACAGCCCAUGCGGCGCGACACGAUCCUCGUACGGCCAAACGGCCACAUGGUGCUGCGGUUCCGAUCCGACAACCCCGGCGUGUGGCUCUUCCACUGCCACAUUGAAUGGCACGUUGCAUCUGGGCUGACAGCCACCAUGGUCGAGGCUCCGCUGGCGCUUCAGCAGCAACUUCUCGUUUCCUCGUCUCCCGCGUCGGCCGCAAAUAUCAGCACCGACAGUGUGAUUCCGCAGAGCCACUGGGACGCUUGCCGCGACAAGAAUGUGCCCACGCAGGGUAAUGCCGCGGGCAACACGCGCAACUAUGUCGAUCUCACGGGCGAGAAUAAGAGUCCUGGUAGGUUGCCCGCGGGCUUCCAGGCUAGGGGUAUUGCCGCGCUGGUUAUGAGUUGUGUUUCGGGACUGCUGGGUGUGGCGGUUAUUGCGUGGUAUGGUAUGUUGCCUAUUGGGGGAACUAAGUAG